AUGGGGAUAAAUGUAUUUAUGUUUUCUGCAGGGGGGGGGGUGGGUUUGGGGGGGUUGGUGUGUUGUGGGGGGGGGGGGGGGGUUGGGGGGUGUGGGGGGGGGUUUUGGGGGUGUGUGGGGUGUUGUUGUGUGUGUGUGGUGGUGGUGGGGGGGGGGGGGUGGGGGGGGGGGGGGUGGGUGGGGGGGGUGGGGGGGGGUGUGGGGGUGUUGUGGGGUUUGUUUUUUGUUUGUUUGGGGGUUAUUUGGGUGAUGGGUGUGGGUUGGUGGGUGUGGGGGGGGGGUUUUGGGGGGGGGUGGGUUGAGUUGGUGGGGGGUUUGUGA
Knipowitschia caucasica is the source of this 321-nucleotide messenger RNA. The record is from the annotation of a GenBank genome assembly. NCBI's taxonomy places the organism in Eukaryota, Metazoa, Chordata, Actinopteri, Gobiiformes, Gobiidae.